CCAACAUGGCCCCCGUCUGCAAGUGCGCAUGAGCAGCUGUCUAUGGCGAUUCUCCGGUCCGAAGAGGGAGAACGCAGUCGGGACAAAUCGGUAGCUGAAGCCGCCUUGACGGGUUCUAGAAUCAGGGAAACCAUUCAGUUCCCUAGACCUGCUGCAAACUCUGUGAUUUCUACAAGAACUUAGCAACCAGGUCUGUGAGUGGAGAUACGAAGACCUCCACAGGACUACUUCCUUGGAUGUGCCCCCUCUCAGAGAGAUGAAGGGGCAGCAGAAAACAGCUGAAACGGAAGAGGGGACAGUGCAGAUUCAGGAAGGUGCAGUGGCUACUGGGGAAGACCCAACCAGUGUAGCUAUCGCUAGUAUUCAGUCAGCUGCCACCUUCCCUGACCCCAACGUCAAGUACGUCUUCCGAACUGAGAAUGGGGGCCAGGUGAUGUACAGGGUGAUCCAGGUGUCUGAGGGGCAGCUGGAUGGCCAGACUGAGGGCACUGGUGCCAUCAGUGGCUACCCUGCCACUCAAUCUAUGACCCAGGCGGUGAUCCAGGGUGCAUUUACCAGUGAUGAUGCUGUUGACACAGAGGGCUCAGCUGCUGAGACACACUAUACUUACUUCCCCAGCACUGCAGUGGGAGAUGGGGCAGGGGGUGCCACAUCUGGGAGUACAGCUGCUGUUGUUACUACCCAGGGCUCAGAGGCCCUCCUGGGGCAGGCAACUCCUCCCAGCACUGGUCAGUUCUUUGUGAUGAUGUCACCACAAGAAGUAUUGCAGGGAGGGAGCCAGCGCUCAAUUGCCCCCAGGACCCACCCUUAUUCCCCGAAAUCAGAAGCUCCCCGGACAACUCGGGAUGAGAAACGCAGAGCUCAGCAUAAUGAAGUGGAGCGCCGCCGCCGAGACAAAAUCAACAACUGGAUUGUGCAACUGUCCAAGAUCAUCCCAGACUGCUCUAUGGAGAGCACCAAGUCUGGCCAGAGUAAAGGUGGAAUUCUGUCCAAAGCCUGUGAUUAUAUUCAGGAGCUUCGGCAGAGUAACCAUCGGUUGUCUGAAGAACUGCAAGGGCUAGAUCAACUGCAGCUAGACAAUGAUGUCCUUCGACAGCAGGUGGAAGAUCUUAAAAACAAGAAUCUGCUGCUCCGAGCUCAGUUGCGGCACCAUGGAUUAGAGGUUGUCAUCAAGAAUGACAGCAACUAAUGGGGACUUCGGGGCUUUGGGCCUUGAGAACUGCAGAUAGCCCAGGAACAACAGCACCCCUUUCCUUCAUUGUCUGCCUCUGGCAUAGGACUGGGGAAGUCAGAAGGCAUGUGUUUGAACAAAGGCAGCCUGCAGUGGUGUGACACAGUGUGGACAUGCACCUCCAGCCUUGCCCAUGCCACCAUGCAGUCCCUGGGCUCUGUGUUCCUCCUGCACAACACAAAGGCUUGUCUGCACAGGCUUUUUUCCAUGAUGGAUACCGGACACACUAAAGUGGGGGCCUGCCUUGUGCUUGUGUAGCGUGCCCAGCAGAGAGGUCUGUUGACAGGUGAUAUUCUGGCUUGCCCCAGGACUCUGGCGCUUCCAUUGAUUCUUCCUUUUGCUGGGGUUUGAGGUUCAGAUUGCAACCGAGGGCUCUGGGGAGCAGACUUAAUCAAGAAAUGGGGGAAGGAUGCUUAACAGUGGCUGCUGUCCUGUGAAGAGGAAUUGGGCUAGCAAACAGCUGAGACCUAUGCAGAAGUCUGACUCCAGGUUGAACAGGCAGGGGCCCAGUUGGGGCCUUCCCCAAUGGGGUGGCUCUUUUUUCUUUCUUCCCUUUUUUUUUUUUUUUUUUUUUAAAUAAAAUUGUUCCAAGCCA
Molecule: messenger RNA, 1826 nt
Organism: Dipodomys spectabilis (banner-tailed kangaroo rat)
Lineage: Eukaryota; Metazoa; Chordata; Mammalia; Rodentia; Heteromyidae
Gene: Usf1
Product: upstream transcription factor 1
Exons: 11
Coding region: 257-1189 (310 amino acids)
Biological process (GO): regulation of transcription by RNA polymerase II
Molecular function (GO): protein dimerization activity; DNA-binding transcription factor activity, RNA polymerase II-specific; RNA polymerase II cis-regulatory region sequence-specific DNA binding
Source: RefSeq, a predicted model, not a curated record